Messenger RNA from Desarmillaria tabescens, 165 nucleotides. RefSeq lists its product as uncharacterized. The record is from RefSeq and is a predicted model, not a curated record. The coding region runs from base 1 to 165 and encodes 54 amino acids. NCBI's taxonomy places the organism in Eukaryota, Fungi, Basidiomycota, Agaricomycetes, Agaricales, Physalacriaceae. The transcript is spliced from 2 exons.
AUGCACGGCUAUCCGCCUAUUUCUAUUGGUCUUGCACAGUGGUCUGAGUAUUACGGUGGGAUUAACAAGAACAAACCCCAGGCUUACGAUGGAGACUACGGGCCCUUGAUUGAGUGUAUUCUCCAGGGGAUGGAGAUGGGCAUUGCGAGCGUUCGUAGUAUCUAG